CACUCUCUCACCUCUCCUCGGAAACAGUAACAACAAUGGAACAAUUCUACGGUUUCAGUACUGGUUCUGAUCAGUAUUACUCUUCUUCAUCAAUACCUACGCCCCCGGAACACAUACCCCUCGCGGCGUACUACAGUAGCUUCGAGCCUCUAUCGGCGGUAGUACACGGGAGUAGCUCCGACCCGGUAUAUCAUUACUCGGGUUCUAAUUCAUCCUCCGUGUCUGAUUGUGUUUCGGUAGCGGCGGCAGGAAAUCAAAGAGGUGGAGAAGAGGUUCUGUGCACUGCCGUCAAUGCGAAGAUCGCUUCUCAUCCUCUCUACCCUAACCUAGUUCAGGCUUACAUCGAUUGCCAAAAGGUGGGAGCGCCGCCAGAAAUAGCCAAUAUUUUGGAGGACAUCCGGCCAGAAAGUGAUCAGCUCAGUAGGAGAACCGUCGGUUCGACUUGCAUGGGUGUUGAUCCUGACCUCGAUGAGUUCAUGGAAACAUACUGUGAUAUAUUGUUGAAGUACAAAUCGGAUCUGACAAAGCCCUUGGACGAAGCAAUCACCUUCUUGAACAGCAUGGAGACGCAGCUCAACAAUCUCUCCAAAACCAAUGAUGCUACUGCAGGUGAUUCUUCUGAUUAUGAAGACCUGUGUGGAGGAGAGAUUGAUGUACAGGAAUACGAUCAUCAGCAAACAAAUGAAAAUCAUGAAUUGAAGGACAAGUUGAUGCGUAAGUAUAGUGGUUAUAUAAGCACUCUGAAGCAUGAGUUUUCUAAGAAAAAGAAGAAGGGAAAGCUGCCGAGAGAUGCUAAGCAAAUCCUUACGGAUUGGUGGAACCUUCACUACAAAUGGCCAUAUCCAACGGAAGUAGACAAGAUGCAACUAGCUCAAGUAACGGGUUUGGAUCAAAAACAAAUUAACAACUGGUUCAUAAAUCAAAGGAAGCGCCACUGGAAACCAUCAGAAAACAUGCAGUUGGCUGUUAUGGAAAGUCUCUAUGGUUCGCAUCCUGUUUCGAGAGACUAACUGGCCAGAUUGAUCAGCCUCCAGCCACUGAUUAUAUUUAUUAGAUCUACUCUGAUUCUGGUCCCUUGUUAACUUGAUUUGUAAAUGAAUUCUUAAACUUGACCGAAAUUUACCUAAUGCCGGAGGAGAUCUCUACUCCCUUUUGGUUCUACCCAA
Messenger RNA from Argentina anserina (silverweed cinquefoil), 1166 nucleotides. Its product is annotated as homeobox protein knotted-1-like 6. Gene Ontology annotation, cellular component: nucleus. Gene Ontology annotation, biological process: regulation of transcription by RNA polymerase II. The transcript has 5 exons. The record is from RefSeq and is a predicted model, not a curated record. Bases 36 to 1010 code for a protein of 324 amino acids. NCBI's taxonomy places the organism in Eukaryota, Viridiplantae, Streptophyta, Magnoliopsida, Rosales, Rosaceae. Gene Ontology annotation, molecular function: RNA polymerase II cis-regulatory region sequence-specific DNA binding; DNA-binding transcription factor activity, RNA polymerase II-specific.